AUGAUGGUGCAAGCACAACUGCACUGCUUAUAUUUCCUUACACUUUAUUUGACAACUGGGUAUGGCCAAGAAGGGAGGUUUAGUGGACCCCUGAAACCCAUGACAUUUUCUAUUUUUGAAGGCCAAGAAGCAAGUCAAAUCAUAUUCCAGUUUAAGGCCAGUUCUCCUGCAGUGACUUUCAAACUAACUGGGGAAACAGACGGAAUAUUUCAGAUACAACCAGAUGGACUUCUGUAUCAUAACAGAUCUCUGGACAGGGAAACAAGAGCUGUUCACAAACUCCAGGUCUCAGCCCUGGAUGUUCAUGGAACUAUAGUGGAAGGCCCAGUCCCCAUCACCAUAGAAGUGAAAGAUAUCAAUGACAAUCGACCCACAUUUCUCCAGUCAAAGUACGAAGGCUCAGUAAGGCAAAAUUCUCGCCCAGGAAAGCCCUUCAUGUUUGUCAAUGCUACAGACCUGGAUGAUCCAGCCACUCCCAAUGGCCAGCUUAUUUAUCAAAUUAUCAUUCAGCUUCCUAAGAUCAACAAUGUCAUGUACUUUCAGAUCAACAACAAAACAGGAGCAAUUUCACUUACCCCAGAAGGAUCUCAGGAAUUGGAUCCAAUUAAGAAUACUUUCUAUAAUCUGGUGGUCUCAGUGAAGGAUAUGGGAGGCCAGAAUGAGAAUUCUCUCAGUGACAGCACAUCUGUGGAUAUUACAGUGAAGGAGAAUAUUUGGAAAGCGCCAGAACCUGUGGAGAUUAUAGAAAACUCAACUGAUCCUCAUCCCAUCAAAAUCACUCAGGUGCGGUGGAAUGAGCCAGGUGCACAUUAUUUCUUAAUUGAAAAGGAGAAGCUGCCAAGAUUCCCAUUUUCAAUUGACCAGAAAGGAGAUAUUUAUGUGACUCAGCCCUUGGACCGAGAAGAAAAAGAUUCAUAUGUUUUUCAUGUGGUUGCAAAGGAUGAUCUUGGAAUACCACUUGCAUUCCCACUGAAAAUUCAUGUGAAAGUUAAAGACAUUAAUGAUAAUCCACCUACGUGUCCAUCUACAGUGACUGUAUUUGAGGUCCAGGAGAAUGAAAAAAUAGGGAGCAAAAUUGGGACUCUUAUUGCCAAUGACACAGAUGAAGCAAACACUAUCAACAGUUUUUUAGAAUACAGAAUUGUGGAUCAAGCCCCCAAGUCUCCCACAGAAGGACUCUUCCUGGUCCAAGCCUACACAGGGGUGUUCCAGUUAGCCAUGCAGUCCUUGAAGAAGCAAGACAUUCCUCAGUACCAUUUGACAGUAGAGGUGUCUGACAAAGAUUUCAAGACCCUCUGUCAUGUGCAAGUCAACGUUAUUGAUAUAAAUGAUCAGAUUCCUGUCUUUGAAAAAUCAGAUUAUGGAAACCUAACUCUCUCUGAAGACGCAGUUGUUGGGUCUGUCAUCUUAACCAUCCAGGCCACUGAUGAUGAUGAGCCAUUUACUGGGAGUUCUAAAAUCCUGUAUCGUAUUAUACAGGGAGACAAUGAAGGGCGACUAGGGAUUGAGACAGAUCCCCAAACCAAUGCUGGAUAUGUCAUGAUUAAAAAGCCUCUUGAUUUUGAAACAGCAUUCAUUCACAACAUUUUGUUCCAUGCGGAAAAUCCUGAGCCUCUGGUGCCUGGUGUAGAGUAUGAUGCCAGAUCUUUUGCCACGUUCAGUCUUUUUGUAACAAAUGUGGAUGAAGCACCCCAAUUUUCCCAACAAGUAUUCCAAGCAAAAGUCAGUGAAGGUGUGGCUGUAGGCACAAAAGUGGGCAACGUGACUGCCAAAGAUCCGGAAGGUCUGGAUAUAAGUUAUUCACUGAGAGGUGACACGAGAGGUUGGCUUAAAAUUGACCCUGUCACUGGAGAGAUAUUUAGUGUGGCUCCGCUGGACAGGGAAGCUGAAAGUCUGUAUCGGGUACAAGUGGUGGCAACUGAAGUAGGUGGAUCCUCCAUGAGCUCCACAGCGAAUUUCCACCUGACUCUUACUGAUGUGAAUGACAAUCCCCCAAAGCUAGUUAAGGAGUACACAGGCUUAUUCUUCUGCUAUCCCCUCAGAAAACCUGGAAGUGUCAUUUUCGAGGCCACCGAUGAUGAUCAGCAGUCAUUUCGAGGUCUCCAAUUUACAUUUUCCCUUAGCAGUGAAAGCUUACAAAAAGACUGGGAAGUUUCCAAAAUCAAUGGAACUCAUGCCAGACUUUCCACCAAGCACACAGGCUUUGAGGAGAGAGUUUAUAAUAUCCCAGUUCACAUCAAUGAUGGUGGUCGGCCACCCAUGGAAGGGACUGUUUUUUUACCAGUUACUUUCUGCACUUGUGUGGAAGAACGGUGCUUCCAGCCAGCAGGGCGCCAGCCUGGGAUGCCCACUGUGGGCAUGACAGUUGGCAUACUCCUGGCUACGUUUUUGGUCAUUGGUAUAAUUUUAGCAGCUGUGUUUAUCCAAAUGAAGAAUAAAGACAAAGAUAAUGUCAAAAGUGCUCAGGCCUCUGAAGUCAAACCCCUGAGAAACUGA
Molecule: messenger RNA, 2496 nt
Organism: Pteropus alecto (black flying fox)
Lineage: Eukaryota; Metazoa; Chordata; Mammalia; Chiroptera; Pteropodidae
Gene: CDH17
Product: cadherin 17
Exons: 17
Coding region: 1-2496 (831 amino acids)
Biological process (GO): cell morphogenesis; cell-cell junction assembly; calcium-dependent cell-cell adhesion
Cellular component (GO): catenin complex; adherens junction; plasma membrane
Molecular function (GO): calcium ion binding; cadherin binding
Source: RefSeq, a predicted model, not a curated record